AUGCUGAAUGAAGCAAGACUAGUUGUCUGGAUGGUUUGGUUGGGGUGGGUGGCGGUGGGGAAGUGGAGUUUGGUUGUCUUGCACAAGUUAGUCGGACUUGCAAUGUCUCAUCGUAAAUUUUCGGCUCCACGACAUGGAUCGAUGGGUUUUACACCCAAGAAACGAUCGAAACGCCACCGUGGAAAAGUUAAGGCCUUUCCCAAGGAUGAUCCCUCGAAACCGAUUCAUUUGACUGCAUUUAUGGGUUUUAAGGCUGGGAUGACUCAUAUUGUCCGUGAGGUUGAUAAGCCAGGAUCAAAGGUUAAUAAAAAGGAAGUUGUCGAAGCGGUGACAGUUCUGGAAACACCUCCAAUGAUUAUCGUUGGUGUGGUGGGAUACAUCGAUACGCCGCGCGGUCCGCGACAAUUUAAGACAGUAUGGGCAGAGCAUUUGUCAGAAGAUUGUCGACGAAGGUUCUACAAAAAUUGGAAUUCAUCGAAGAAAAAGGCAUUUCAAAAGCAUGCGAAGAAAUGGCAAGAUGAGGAUGGUAUGAAGUCGAUACAAGCUGAUUUGGCCAAGAUGAAGAAAUAUUGUUCAAUAAUUCGUGUUAUUGCACACACACAGAUGAAAGUUAUGAAACAUCGGGAGAAAAAGGCCCACAUUAUGGAAAUACAAGUAAAUGGUGGUACAGUCCCCGAAAAAGUUGAUUGGGCUUAUGAACAUUUCGAAAAACAGGUGCCAGUGGACUCGGUAUUCGCCCAAGAUGAAAUGAUUGAUACCAUUGGUGUUACCAAGGGAAAAGGUUUCAAAGGUGUUACAAGUCGUUGGCAUACAAAAAAACUUCCACGAAAAACACAUAAGGGUCUUCGAAAAGUGGCGUGUAUUGGAGCUUGGCAUCCAUCUCGUGUACAGUUUACGGUUGCUCGUGCUGGUCAGAAAGGCUAUCAUCAUCGUACGGAAGUCAACAAGAAAAUCUAUCGGAUAGCAAAGUCUUGUCUAACCGAGGAAGGCAGAAGAAACGGUGGUACAGACUAUGAUAUUACGGAGAAGAGUAUUAAUCCUAUGGGAGGCUUCCCGCACUAUGGCUUAGUGAAUCAGGAUUUCGUCUUGAUUCGAGGUUGCUGUAUGGGUUCGAAAAAGAGGCCUAUCACACUACGGAAAUCAUUAAUUACGCAAACGAAACGUUUCGCUUAUGAAAAAAUCAACUUAAAAUGGAUCGACACGAGCUCCAAGUUUGGUCACGGGCGAUUCCAGACACAUGCUGAAAAGAAGGCAUUCAUGGGCAAGUUGAAAAAAGAUUUUGUCGCUGCUUAG
Messenger RNA from Brugia malayi, 1293 nucleotides. RefSeq names its product 60S ribosomal protein L3, putative (gene Bma-rpl-3). The coding region runs from base 1 to 1293 and encodes 430 amino acids. Gene Ontology annotation, biological process: translation; ribosomal large subunit assembly. Gene Ontology annotation, cellular component: cytosolic large ribosomal subunit; ribosome. The record is from RefSeq and is a predicted model, not a curated record. The transcript is spliced from 8 exons. Lineage: Eukaryota; Metazoa; Nematoda; Chromadorea; Rhabditida; Onchocercidae. Gene Ontology annotation, molecular function: RNA binding; structural constituent of ribosome.